CUUUUUGAUGUUCCUGAGGAAUUUUCAGCAGUGUAUCAUCGUCAACCAGUAAGAUUUUCUUGCUUGUGCGAUAUAAUUCUGAACACUUUGUCUGUCAAUAUUUCAGACCAGCCCACGUUUUGCUCAUACAUGAUCGCACUCUAACAAUUUAUUUUAGUUGGACAGUAUAUUGUAUCAGUCGUUGAACUGAACAGACCUGGAACGCUAUACCUCCAACGGGAAAUUUGAAGCCAAACUUGAAGGCCAAUCCCAGUCUUUUUACGCAUGCGAAGACCACUCAAUCUGUAAAUCGCGACAUAAAUACGUGUGAUCUGACCUCCAAAUAGACACGCGUGCCUGGAGGUCAAAUUUGGCUUUAAAAAAAAGAUGGCCGAUUGCGUGUGUAUCUUGAACAUUGCUUCAAAAAAUGAUUUUUAAAACACACUGUUUCGUGCACUCAAACUGACAGUUAUAUUUACUGAAAUUACUUCAAUCUCUUCAUAUUUCUAGGGAAUAUUUGACACCUGUUUCAAUGCUGGAAUAUUGGUCUUCAAGUAUGAAUUAAGUCGACUUCUUUUUAAUGUUCUUGGUAGAUUAGCUUCAGACCAUGGGUUUUGUGCCUUCAUCGAAUUUCACGAUCUUUGCUUUCUAAAAGUUGUGUUUCUCUUUUGGUUCAUUAUGUAGACCAUCGAAACAAGUCUACAACGAACUGAUAGAUACUUGGAAAGUAUGACAAUUUAUAAUUUUAUAAUAAAUAUAUUUGUACCGGAGCCAUGAGCAAUUAAUUUUACUAAUUCUGUUACGAUGUUUGUGAUGUUACUCUGAGUGUAUAUCCACACCGGGCGAGCUUGAAUUAAAAAUAUGCCCGGCCACGGUGGGACUCGAACCGUCCUGACCGCGUAGCUCAGUUAGCAGAGCAUUGGGCUAGUAUUCCAAAGCCCAAAGGUCGUAGGUUCGAUUCCCACCGCGGCCGGGCAUAUUUUUCAAGCUCGCCCGGUGUGGAUAUACACUCAAAGUAACACCACAAACAUCAUAUUCACACCUGAGUACACAACACGAGCACAGAAAAAAAUCAUAUUACUAGAUUACAUUGGUAUCGAAGAAACUAGAUUCUGUUCCGAAAUAUCACUUACUCGAACCGUCCUGACCGCGUAGCUCAGUUGGCAGAGCAUUGGGCUAGUAUUCCAAAUGUCGUAGGUUCGAUUCCCACCGUGGCCGGCACACUCUUCAAGCUCGCCCGGUGUGGAUGUACACUCAGAGUAACAUCAUAAACAUCAUAUUCACACCUGAGUACGCAACACCAGCACAGAAAAAAAAUUAUGUUAUUAUCUUUUCUAUCAAUGCACAGGAAAUGACGAAUGCAAUUGGUUGUCCACAUGACCAAAGAGUCCUUUGGUACUAUUUUGCUUUUCAAGGUAAAAUCUAUACUAUUUUCAGUGACAAUGUAAAACACACCAUGAUAUGCUAUGUUGUUUUCAACUUUAAAGGGAAAUGUCAAUAUAAAUUUUUAUUUUCUCAUUUGAAAGAACUUUUGAAACUAUAUGUAAAAUUCUUUUUGAUUCUUCAUAUCUUGCUUAGUUCUUGAAAUAUAUUUUCACUUGAAGUAAUAUGAGUUGUCCGCCAUCUUGGAUAAAUUUUUGAUCUCAUUAACGGUUGUUUCGGUGACGUCACAACAUGGAUUAACCAUAUCAAGUAUUCGUUGCUGACCAAAUAUUGAUUGGUAGAUGUUUUAAAGGUUGAUCUUGAUAUUUCGAAGAGCAGGCAGAGUAUAGUUUUGAGUGCAAAAUGACUAGUGAUUGUCUAGGUAAAUCUAUUGCGUGAUCCCUGUUGUGACGUGACAUGCAUAUCUACAAAAAUUAAUGAUAGCGGACAUUUCAUUCCUUUCGAUCAAAAUAUUUGUAGAAGUAAGUAAGAUAUGAAGAAACGGGAAAAGAGGAUUAUACAGUAUGUUAUAUCUUAUUGGAUUCUUCUGAGCCCAAUAUGGCAAAAUAUUAAGUCUCGACUUCAAUAUUAAUCUCUAAUAUUGAAGUCUCGACUUCAAUAUUAGGCUCGACCUUCGGUCUCGCCCAAUAUUGAAGUCUCGACUUAAUAUUUUGCCAUAUUGGGCGAAGAUGAAUCCAAUAGGAGUUUUAUUAUAUCGAACAAAACAAUUCUAUAACAAAAAUUGUCAAUAAGCGAUAAAGUAAAUACAGCGAGAUUAAUACAGCGACAACAUUACUACAUAUAUCGGCGGCGAAUUUGCUUAAAUAACUAAACAAAACAAGUUUAAUAAACCUGUUUUUUACAAAUAUGUGUGCAUAAAUAAACUCAAUUGCACGUAUGUUUAAAGGAAAUUUGACCUAAUUUUAACGAAAAAAAUAAUAUUAUAACUUCUAGGCUGUUGCAAACAAAUAAAUUUCGCGAAGACAAGUUUUCCCGCGCUUUUAUAAUUUUAAACAAAACUGGUAGAAAACACUGUAUUAAUGUCCCAAAUUCGUUUCAUUAUUCUGCCAUAUCGUUUGUCGUAUGUUUGAAAUUGACAAAACAUCUGAAAAGGGUUGAAAAACCAUGAAUUCGCAACUGUCCAAUAGGUUCCUGUCCAAUACCGUAAAAUAUUGGAUCGGCACGUGACCCUCUCAACGAUUACUGAUUGGUUAAGUGCGCGUGAGAGUAUAAUAAAGUCCCUUUAAGACCACACCGUGCUUCAUGUCAUCGAAACGUUUCGCCAAGUGAAAUAGUUUUGGCAUCUAUAAUAGUUUCUGUAUACCCACAAUUUUGUCGAAGCAAAACAUGAAAUUAGGGACCAGUCAUUAUUUAUGGCGGAGGGUGGCACCGAAGAGAAAUGUUUUUCUUGGUAAAGAUUUUGCUGACCCAACCAUUAAAAAGUCUAAAAAUUUUACCCAACCUCAAAUAUCAAUUAAAAAAAAAUACCCACCCCUGGCCAAAAACUUUACAAAAGGAUACCGUUCAGUUGUCACUCGUGUCCUUUACCACUUCUGUGACACGAGUUUGACAACUGCUUGUGCAAUUUUCUGCAUGUAAUGUUUCGUGUUGGCUGCACGUGUACUUUCUUUGGAGACACCAUUUGCCUCCUGACAAAUCGGAAAAUGAUCAAGAUAGUGACUCUGAUUGAUUGAUUCACAUAUUGUAUUUACAUGUAUAUAACUGUUGACAUUGCUUGUUAAUCUUCGAUAUUCGUCUGAGUCAUGCUUAGGAAAUGAAAAUACAUUUUUAUUACCCAACCCUUAAGGUAAUUCCGCAGCAAUUGUUCCCGAAAUGAGCAUGUGCUGAAACUUCCCAGGCAUGGAGUUUAUGAUAUACUUAAAGUAAAAUCGCAAAAAAGUCGGGGUCACCGAACUCGUUAAGAAGAUAUGACAAUCACAAUAUACCACCUUUACCCCAUAUGGCGCCAUCUUGACGCUCAUUACGAGUAACAGCAAACUCACAACAGACCGAUAUUUAUUGACGUUUUUAGCGCGGAUUUUGUGUUAGUGAAACCUAUCUUGUAAUUAUUUUUGAAAAAAUAUUGUAUUUUGAGCAAAAUGAAACUACUAUACGUGUACAAUUCUGAUCCACAAAUGUCUUUUGCACAUUUCUUUACAUAUCUUUCUUUGAGAACAUGCAUUGAUAAAGCAUUUUUUUUCAAGAUCCAGAAAUGAUUUUUCUUUUAAUUUCGGAUAUGAAAUGUAAAAUGCAUUAAAUAAAUAAAUUAUCAGUUAAAAAAUGGGGGUCACCGAACUUUUUAGGGAAUUGUGGCAUUAAAACAUGAAAUACAAGUAAAUAAAUAUACCACAGACACAGGAACCCUAGCUACACUUUUGUAUGCCUUUUUUGAAAACAUUGAUUUUAACGUAAUUCUUUGCACGAAUCUAACCAAAGAUGUUUUGAAGUAACAUAAAAUUGUCAUAAAACGAUAUUUUGUUUUAAACGGUACGUAUAAUGGAUGAAAUUAUAAGUUAUAAGAUGUGCGCAGUAAAAGUGCGCAAUGCAAAACUGCGGAAUUACCUUAAGUUGUUUUGUUUUUCAUUUACCCAACCUUUUACUCACUAAAAAUUUCGUUUACCCAACCCUUUUUGCUUCAGUGCCCCCGCCAUAAACAAUGAUCAGUUCCUUAAUAUAUCUCUUGUAUUCAGGUCGAUGGAACCCUCUACCGUAUGCCUACAAUGUCUGGAGACUUUCAUUUUACCCUCUCAAGGGAAUUUGGAGUCCUUUGGUUAGAUCUUAUAAAAUUGAUGAAAGUUUGUAUUAUCCUAUGAAAGGUAACUUAUAACAAUCUGAACUGACUUUAUUUUAUACUGGAUAGUUCUAUCACUUCUUAACUGUUCUCCCUGAUGGUCCAGUAAGGGUCCGUAUUGAUCCAGUGCCACUACAGGAGGAAACCUAAACUGAACUAACUUUAUUUAUACUGGAUAGUUCUUAUUAUCAGUUCUAAACUGUUCCCCCUAGAGGUCCAGUAAGGAUCAUCCCUUAUUGAUCCGGUGUUACUACAGGAAGAAACCUAAAUAGCUAGUUCUAUCAGUUUUAAACUAUUCUCCCUAGAGGUCCAAUAAGGGUCAUAUCCUAUUGAUUUAGUGUUAUUACAGAGGAAACCUAACCUAAACUUUAUACUGGAUAAUUAUAUCGGUUCUAAACUCAGUCUCCCUUGAAUUCCAGUAAGAGUCAUCUCUUAUUGACCCAGUGUUACUGCAGAAGGAACCCUAAACUAACGUUAUUUAUACUAGAUAUCUUUAUCAGUUCUAAACUGUUCUUCCUGGAAGUCCAGCAAAGAUCAUCUCUUCAGUUUUGAACUGUUCUACCUAUAGAGGGCCAAGUAAUCUCUUAUUGAUCCAGUGUUACUAAAGGAGGAAACCUAACCUAACCUAACUUUAUUUACACUGGAUAGCUCUAUCAGUUCCAAACUGGUCUGCCUGGAGGUCCAGUAGGAGCAAUCUCUUAUUGAUCCAGUAUUAUUCUACUAAACGAACUAUUAAGACUGCCAAGCUAUAUUAUUUGUACUAUUUAAAACACGAGUAGGAGUGAGGCGCAGCCGAGCGUUUUAUGUCUGAUAAAAAACGACAACGAUUGUUUUGAAUAGCUUAAAAUACGACUACAAAAGAAUACUAAUUAGGAUGAACCAUUAUAUAAUCAUACUAAUUAGGAUGAACAAUUAUCAGAUAUUAAGUCACUCCACGUGACAUAUUAUGGCUGACAUGAUUUGCCACAAGGUUAUGAAUUAUUAAUGAGUAUUUUAAUGUUAUAUAGUAAUACACGUAAUAUCCAUUCUAUAUUUGUUUAGCAUAUCAUUUUGCUGGUUUUGGUGUAAUAAGAAAGCCGUGGGAAGUAAAGACAAGGCCGUCAAGACUAGAAUCAUCCAAAUUCACUGGACCACUUCUGAAGUAAGGCACGAUCCAUUCUUGACAUUAUAUAGACAUGAAAGGUGACAAGUUUAAGUGGCAGGCUGGCUGAUAAUUUUAUCGAGCGAACACCAAAGACAAGUUGUUACAGGUCUGCAAACAAGUUGUUACAAGUCUGUUCACACGAUAUAAUAUCGUCAAUCUCAUUAUUAAUCCAUGAAGAAAACACAAAAUAAAUCAUGAGCGUGAAGGAGUUUGUAUAUCUGAUACAGAAUCAUGAUGAUUUACAUACACUUUAAGUUCAAUUUUCUUACCAAAUAUUAAUUUGUUUUAAAUUGUUGAAGAAUGCGAAAGUUCUCAUCAGCAGCCAUCACAAGCCUUUUACUCUCGCCAUCUGCUCGCAUCUGCCUUCGCCUCCCAUCAUAUUCAUGUUUGAUUUUUCCUGGCAUUUGCCGCAUCCAUUGGGGGGGGGGGCAGUUGACUCACCCCCACUGCCUCUCUGACGCGUACGCCCAUGUUCUGCUCGACUUUGUAUAUCCGAAACAAUACUGCCAUUCAUGUUGUAAACAGUAGAGACCUUACGAUUUUAGGAUCCUUCAAAUAAAUGGUAGUAAAGAUAAUUCGGCGUAUAUUAUCAAUCGUAUGAAUUUAAUACAGUCUUAGAAGUCGAAGACAUGGGUUUUAUGUUUGGGAAGAGUUCUGCUGAACCCAGUUUGAAGUUGCACUUGUUGCGGCUUGAAAUGCAGCCGUUGUAUCAAGAAGUGAAAGUCUGUGAUUUGGCGUUGUAAACAGAGCGAAUUCGAAGCUAGGACCAGGGACGCCGGCACUGGGGGGCAGGGGGGGCGACUGCCCCCUUGCCUUUUGCUAGGGGGGGGGCAGGGCGGGCAGAAGUGCCCUUUUAGUUGUAAAAUACUACGUGAUAAAUCACAUUUACAACAAUGCUUUUUGUACGAAAAUCCUGAGAUUCAGACAAUUUAUAGUGUAUAUUUGACUUUUGGUAUGUCCGGAAAAAAUUUUUGACCCCUAAAAUGGUACACUGAUUUUUCAAUUCUUUUCAAUUAUUUAUUGUAUUGGUAGCCGUUGCCGUCCCAAAUCGUAAGGUCUCUAGUAAUGUACUCAAAGGGUUUAAACUGGAGACUUGACAUAUAUGAGACAUAUAUAAUCCAGGUGUUUAACUGCCUUCGUCAAUUGAUCUCUUUAGACGAGAGGAUACAAUAUCACUUUGGUGGCAAAUGUUUUACGAAGCAAUUGAUGAGUUUGAACUCAAUGAUUGGUGGAAAACGACAAAAGUUUAUAAAAACACGUAAUUAGACACAAGAUAUAUUGAAUUUAUAAAUACAUAUAUGUAACUAUUUUUUGUCAAUUUUAGAUAAUUUAUUGCCAAUACUAGAAAUUUUAAUGAAAUGUAAAUUAUAGUUUUUAAUAUAAGUAUAAAU
This is a messenger RNA of Paramuricea clavata, 6727 nucleotides long. The record is from the annotation of a GenBank genome assembly. Lineage: Eukaryota; Metazoa; Cnidaria; Anthozoa; Malacalcyonacea; Plexauridae.